Messenger RNA from Acipenser ruthenus (sterlet), 4460 nucleotides. RefSeq names its product barH-like 1 homeobox protein. Gene Ontology annotation, molecular function: RNA polymerase II transcription regulatory region sequence-specific DNA binding; DNA-binding transcription factor activity, RNA polymerase II-specific. Gene Ontology annotation, biological process: regulation of transcription by RNA polymerase II. Gene Ontology annotation, cellular component: nucleus. Bases 994 to 1977 code for a protein of 327 amino acids. Lineage: Eukaryota; Metazoa; Chordata; Actinopteri; Acipenseriformes; Acipenseridae. The transcript is spliced from 3 exons. The record is from RefSeq and is a predicted model, not a curated record.
GGGUCGAGUUGCCUGCUCAUCGCAGGCGAGUCAUCACCCAAAAAAAGACGAUCCAGCCAAUGGCAGGCCGCGGCUGGGGACACACGUGGACGGGACACCUUUAAAACCUAGCUUGUGUGUGUGACACAGGUUCAUUUUUUAGGGAAAGUGUCAUCGGUAGGCAUUAGUUGGCUGAUGUUUGUGUUUAACCCGUUUUACCUCUGGACUAUUCACUUCUGUCUCCUUUAAGAUCUCGACUGUCCACGAUUCUGAAUCUGGAACCGCCUUUCCCUGUGUGUGUGUGUGUGUCUCUCUCUCUCUCUAUCGCUCUCUCGCUCUCUCUCUAUCGCUCUCUCUCUCUCUAUUGCUCUCUCUUCUCAAUAAGGUCACUAUAGCCAGCUAUCUCUGAUCUGAUUAAUGUUUCAACAAUGUUAGCUGCUUCAUCGACACUCUCAGGUCGUCAAUGAAUUCCCAUUGACUUUGACCGCGCCGGUCGCUGUCCGAGGUUCUGAAUUCUCUCCUUCACUGUCAGCUCGGGAUUCUGUUUGUCAAAAUUAACAAUCAUAUUUAUUAAUUUAAUAUCAUCUGAAAAUAAACGGCAUCACUUUUUUUCUUCAAGGUUCUGCUUGGGGAUUUUUGUUUUUGUAUUUCUGGAAAAUCAAUUAAAGUUUGCAGCUGGAAAAUGUUUCAAAACUUUAUCGAUUUUUAAAUGAUACACGGACAACGUAGCUGAAAAGCAGCAUUGAUUUGUUUUGUAAGGUUACGUCUACAAGGGACGUCUGGACUUUUUUGUGUUUGUUUUAUUAUUAUUGUUUUUCAAAUCCAAAGUUUUUUAAAAAAAAGUAUUUUUGUUUAUUUUCCCUUGGAGAAGAAAAUAUUCGAGUGCUUUCAGAUCUGGAGUGGCUUGACUUACCUGUUUAUCUGUUUGAUACUCACGCGUAGAUACUGCCUUGGAACUGUCUGCCGGCAGAGACUCCAAAUGCUAGUCUAAAGAAAGUCCAGCAGUUUUUGGAAAUGGAGGCCUCCGCCAACGGUUCCAGUUUUGGGAUCGACUCUUUACUGUCCCACAGACCAGGAAGUCCAGUUUUAUCCAAAGGGGACAGUUUGAUGGGAGAAUGCAGAUCCCCGCUGGAGCUCAGCCCGGGCUCCGACCUGGGUAGCGGCUGCUCGUCUCCUCCUUCCCCGAGGCGGGAGUGCGUAGAAGCGGCCGUGCAAAGACAAGCUCACCCACUCGGGCUGGACUCCCAUCUCCAACGCGGAGGGCAGGUCUCGGGCGGCUCACAGCCCAGGACCGUCACAUCUUCGUUUCUCAUCAGAGAUAUUUUAGCGGACUGCAAGCCGCUGGCAGCCUGUGCCCCGUAUUCCAGUCACUGCCAACCGACGCAAGAUCCAGGGAGCCUGGCGUCUAGAAUCUCAGACGACUUUACUGACAAAGCGGACAAAAUUCACAGCAACUCCUCCUCCGAUACAGAGUAUAGAGUGAAAGAGGAAGGCGACCAGGAGAGAUGCAGCAGUCGGGACAGCCCCUCGGUCCGGCUCAAGAAGCCUCGCAAAGCCCGGACCGCGUUCACAGACCACCAGCUGGCGCAGCUGGAGCGCAGCUUCGAGAGGCAGAAGUACCUGAGCGUGCAGGACCGCAUGGAGCUGGCGGCGUCUCUGAACCUCACCGACACGCAGGUCAAAACGUGGUACCAGAACCGCAGGACAAAAUGGAAGAGACAGACAGCAGUGGGACUCGAACUUUUAGCAGAAGCUGGGAAUUACUCGGCCUUGCAAAGGAUGUUUCCCUCGCCCUAUUUCUAUCCGCAGAGCCUCGUGUCAAACCUGGACCCCGGGGCAGCCCUGUACCUGUACCGGGGCCCGUCCGCUCCUCCCCCGGCUCUGCAGCGGCCCCUCGUCCCAAGAAUCCUACUUCACGGCCUGCAAGGAGGAAGCGAACCUCCCCAGUCUCUCCCCUCGCUUGCUGGAGUCCUCUCCCGGGCCGCGCAGCCACGGUGAACCGCCCUGAAAGACACGUUCAACACACGGCAGCUCAGAACUUUAUUUAUGGGGGAAAAAGAGAAGCAUUUAAACUGUUUUUUUUUUGUUUUAGUUUUUUUUAACAAAAAGAACAGAAACGGUGGUGGCAUUACAAAACCUUUAAACCACUCAGAACUUUAAAAAAAAAAUAUUUUGAACUGAUACCCCCGCACAUUGUUUUUGAGGGGGAAAACUAAUAAAUGUGACGUAUUUUAUUUUAUUUUAUUUGUUUCAGCUCAAACCACAAGUAUUUUGUUUUCAAUUAUUAUUAUUUUUUUUAAUUUAUUUAUUUUUAAACAGAGGCAGAAACUUGGCCUGUAUAUUUAAAAAAACAAACAAAACAAAAAUACAUUGGCACUUUGAAAGAUUUCACGUAAUUAGUAUUGAAUAACGUGUCAUAUAGGCCUCCAUACAUUUCAACAGGGUUAAUGCACAGUAGACGAACAAAGUAUAAUAGAAAGGAUACUGCACUAACACUUCAUAAUAAAUCUAAUGCAUAUAUUUAUCCGAUAUCUAUCUGGAAACAAAGAUUGACAAGUUCACCUUAAAACAGAUAUAGCUGACAUAUUGGCAAGCCACCGCGAGGAAAACACACCGAGUUUGUAAGGAUUCUGAAACCUUUUAAAACACUCCCAUCGAAUCUAUGCAGGGAUCUUUUGUUUAAAAAGGGCAUCCAUAGGCAUGGUUUUGUAUUUUAUUUUUACUGGUUAAUACAAAUCUAUUUAUUAAUUUGACACUAGCCCGGAUAAACUAUUUCCUACAGUGUUGACUUCAAAAUGCCAGUCAUGGAGCUUGCAGAUACAAGCCGUUAUAAACAGGAGGGAAAUCUCUCUCUCUGCAAGAUGUUCUCCAAAUGGAAUUGUAUGUGUGCAAGCCAUUAUUAUUAUUAUUAUUAUUAUUUAUUUCUUAGCAGACGCCCUUAUCCAGGGCGACUUACAAUUGUUACAACAUAUCACAUUAUACAUUAUUUCACAUUAUACAGAUAUCACAUUAUUUUUACAUACAAUUACCCAUUUAUACAGUUGGGUUUUUACUGGAGCAAUCUAGGUAAAGUACCUUGCUCAAGGGUACAACAGCAGUGUCCCCCACUGGGGACUGAACACACAACCCUCCGGUCAAGAGUCCAGAGCCCUGACCACUACUCCACACUGCUGUCUACUGCACGUGUAGCCAUUUUAAAGUGGAUCCCAAAUCUGGCUACUUUGUCCGUUUAUAAAACAUUCUUCAGCGCAUUUCUUCUAUUGUACUUAAAAAAAAACAUUUUAAUACAAAUAAUUUGAAUAAAUAAAUAGUAUCGUUUUUAAAACUUUCCUGUUAUCAAACAAAAAACAUAAUUUGGUGGCGGUGAAACUUCAUUAUUAAAAAAAAAAAAAAAAAAAAAAAAAUUAUAUAUAUAUAUAUAUAUAUAUAUAUAUUCUGUUCACACCGCAGUGCUAUUUUGUAUGCUUCAUAGCAGGUGUGGAAUUUGAAACCAAAAUGCAGGAGGUAUAACUACACUAUAAUAACUACACUAUAAUAACGUCACUAUAAUAACUUCACAGUAUCAAAUAAGAUCUACUAGGAACUGUUCUUUGUCUGCUCUGGUGCAAACAUAUAUUUCAAAACUUGUACUUUGGUAUUUUUCUUUCAUUUUAUUUUAUUAAACAAAACAGGUGUUCGUAUAUGUAUUAUUUUUGUAAGUUAUCGUCAUAAUUAUUUAUAUAUUCAGUUACAGAGGCGACGUACAAUUUUUUUUCAAUGAUUAUUUGAUAACGCAAUUGACCCCGUCUGUGAAGUCUCAGGAGCAAACCUCUGUCCUAACGGGAACCACAAGGGUUGAAAUUGAAGGGGUUGUUAAUAAUUAAACAAUCCACUAAUAGUCCGUUUUAAUUAGGCAAUCGAUUAACCCUUUGCGCCUGAAUCGUCUGUCGAGACGAGGCGUUCCCUCCAUUGAGCGGGUGAAUUGCGCAAUUUUUAAUUUAAUGUGAUGUGUAACAACAAUGUAAAUAUAUUUCUUUUCUUGGUGAAAAUGUAUACUGAAACUAUUUAUUUGUGAAACGGCUCAUAUUGUGAAGUGGUUCUCGUACUUCUGUAUAUUUAAGUUUUUCCCCAUUAAAAAAAAAAACACUGGUUUAGACAUUACCGGAAUGGGGAAUUUUACUUCAAGAGAAUUACUUUUUUUAAAUGUACAAAUAAAAUUCUUACAUACAAAAAAAAAACAACCAGACUCAAUUUUACUGAGAACAAGGGGUGAAGACAGAUAGACAGCUAGAUGGAUGGAUAGACAGAUAGAUGCGAGUUGAUUGGGGGCCAUAAGCGGCAAUAUUUUCUGCAUGUGCCCUGUGAAGACCCUGCUGUCACAGGAAACACUGCUGUUUAUAAAUGUACACCAAUAAUUUUAUGAGAAGACAUUAUAUUUGAUAACCGGUAUAAAUACUUAAAAAAAAAACAGCAGUUAAAUUGGUGCACCAGUCAACCUUAUU